This is a messenger RNA of Diceros bicornis minor, 2455 nucleotides long. It is a transcript of the gene AURKB, whose product is annotated as aurora kinase B. Gene Ontology annotation, molecular function: protein kinase activity; ATP binding. The record is from RefSeq and is a predicted model, not a curated record. The transcript has 9 exons. Gene Ontology annotation, cellular component: chromosome passenger complex; spindle microtubule; spindle midzone. Gene Ontology annotation, biological process: mitotic spindle organization; protein phosphorylation; regulation of cytokinesis. Lineage: Eukaryota; Metazoa; Chordata; Mammalia; Perissodactyla; Rhinocerotidae. The coding region runs from base 367 to 1416 and encodes 349 amino acids.
CCGCUUCCCUCUAAGGAUGGCCCAGAAGGAGAACGCCUACCCCUGGCCCUACGGCAGGCAGACGGUUUGAAGGGGCACUGAGGCUUUCUUCCCCUCUUGGCUAAAGAAGAAAGAAGGGGCCCUGCACAGGCUUUGCUCCCUGUUGGUGGGGCUUAGAUCUCCCGUAGCAUCCGUCUGUCGCUGUGUCCACCAGUUCCCUCCCUUGUGGAGCACUGAGUGAGGCUAUCAAGAGUGGAGGCUGAAUGAGAAACCAUUGUCACUUCUACCUCGGUCACUCCCAAAAGGAAGUUAUGUAUAUUACUCAGAAGUUGAAUGUGAGAAGUGGUCCAAGGCCAUCACAGUAGCCUUCAGCGUCCCUAAAGCCUGAUGUUGCAAAGGGGCUCAGUCUGGCCUGAACACCCUGCCCCAGAGAGUCCUCCGGAAGGAGCCUGUCACCCCAUCUGCACUUGUCCUCAUGAGCCGCUCCAAUGCCCAGCCCACAGCUGCCCUUGGCCAGAAGGUGGUGGAGAACAGCAGUGGGACGCCCAACUUGUUAAUGUAAGUGCCCAAGCCUUGGGGCGGCAAGAGAAGAGGGAGACAGUGAACAGGCGGUCCUUCACGAUUGAUGACUUUGAGAUUGGGCGUCCUCUGGGCAAAGGCAAGUUUGGAAAUGUGUACUUGGCUCGGGAGAAGAAGAGCCAUUUCAUCGUGGCACUCAAGGUCCUCUUCAAGUCUCAGAUAGAGAAGGAGGGCGUGGAACACCAGCUGCGCAGGGAGAUCGAAAUCCAGGCCCAUCUGCAGCAUCCCAACAUCUUGCGUCUCUACAAUUAUUUCUACGACCGGCGAAGGAUCUACUUGAUUCUGGAGUAUGCCCCCCGGGGGGAGCUCUACAAGGAGCUGCAGAAGAGCCGCACUUUUGACGAGCAGCGAACAGCCACGAUCAUGGAGGAGCUGGCAGAUGCUCUGAUCUACUGCCACGGGAAGAAGGUGAUUCACAGGGACAUAAAGCCAGAGAAUCUGCUCUUGGGGCUCCAGGGAGAGCUGAAGAUUGCGGACUUUGGCUGGUCGGUGCACGCGCCCUCCCUGAGGAGGAAGACUAUGUGUGGCACCCUGGACUACCUGCCCCCAGAGAUGAUUGAGGGGCGCACACACAAUGAAAAGGUGGAUCUGUGGUGCAUUGGAGUCCUCUGCUACGAGCUGCUGGUGGGAAACCCGCCCUUUGAGAGUGCUUCACACAACGAGACGUAUCGGCGCAUCGUCAAGGUGGACCUGAAGUUCCCCGCUUCUGUGCCCGCAGGAGCCCAGGACCUCAUCUCCAAGCUGCUCAAGCACAGCCCCUCAGAACGGCUGCCCCUGGCCCAGGUCUCAGCCCACCCUUGGGUCCGGGCCCACUCCCGGAGGGUGCUGCCUCCCUCUGCCCCUCAGUCUGUCCCCUGAACUGUCCCUGUCAUUUACUCGUUUGUGUCUGUGUUUGUGUGUCUGUAUGUGUAAUUGGAAGCAGGGGUCCGUGGCCUGUUCCCUUAUCUGUCUUCUACCUCCUUUUUAUUUAAUAAAAGCGGAAGCUUUUUAUACUGACGAGUGUAGAUUAGAUGUUUACAGGUGGAGACUGCUGUGGAGGAAGCUGUCCCCUCUGGGGAGGGGGCUGGGGAGUUGCCCAGGCUGGGUGCCAGGAUGGACGUUGCAUUGCUGUCUCUGGAGCACCCCGCCCUCAGCUUGGAUACCCACCCCGUCACUUCCCAGCCUCCGCCUCCCCACUGUCUCGUCUUUCCCCUGCUCUGACUCCCAGGGCCUGGGGGUGCUGGGGACCUCGCUCCACUCUGCUACACCUGAACACCAGCCAUCUCGCCCACCUUCUCAUACUCCUCGCUCUCAACUGUCUGACCUCUGGUCUUUCUCCUGGCUCCGUCCUGUCAACCUAGGAGCCAUUGAACAUUGCUGUACCUAGAAAUUGUCUGUUUUUGCUUGUUUGACUGCUCUGGUCAGGAUCUAGCACAGGAGUGAAUAGAAGCAGUACUGACGGUGUCUCGUUCCUGACUUCAGGUUUCACUGUUAAGUAUGAUGCUUGCUAUAGGUUUACCCCCAUUUUACAGAUAAGGAAACUGAGACACAGAGGGGUUACAUAAUCUGCCAUAAAUCACACAACUAAUAAAUGAGGGAGCCCAAUUUUAAACUCAAAGUCCAUAGUCUUUAAUACCAUUCUAGAAUGGUAUAAUGAUGCCCUUCUACAGCACACACAGUUAUUUUAUAUAUCACAGAAUUGGAACAAGAAUUACAGUUUUUACUGUUUCUGUGUAUAGUCUAAAAAAAAGUCCUUUAUCAGGUUAAAGAAGGCCUGCUCUCUUCCUAGUUUGCUAAGGGUGGUUUUUUGUGUCAUGAAUAUGUGUUGACUUUCAUCAAAUGCUUUUUCUGUAUCUAUUAUUUGCUGUUUUAAUCAAUGUGGUGAAGUACAUCAAUAAAUUUUCUUAUUUUUAUUUUA